UGUAAUCUGGAAUAUACUUUUCUUAUAGGUAUUCACGUUGCAGAAAUGAUAGACCGAAAUAUGAAAAAUGUUCUGGUGGUAUCCAUUGGAUUUUUAUCUCUGUUCACAGCGUAUGGAGGACUUCAGAGUUUACAGAGCAGUCUGAAUGCCGAGGAUGGGAUGGGGGUGACAUCUCUCAGUGUUAUCUAUGCCUCCAUCAUCCUGUCAUCCAUGUUCCUAACACCCACUCUCAUCAAAAACCUGGGCUGCAAAUGGACUAUUGUUGUCGGCAUGGGCUGCUAUGUGACCUAUUCAAUUGGGAACCUCUAUCCAGGAUGGUACACUCUGAUCCCCACCUCUGUGAUCCUGGGUAUGGGAGGUUCUCCACUAUGGUCAGCCAAGUGUACCCUUCUCACCAUCUGUGGCAACCUGCAGGCCCCUAAAGAAAACAAGGCAGCAGCGGAUGUUAUCAAUAAGUACUUUGGCAUAUUUUUCUUGCUAUUCCAGUCUUCGGCUGUAUGGGGAAACCUCAUGUCAUCGUUGAUAUUUGGUUCAGAUACAGAUAUACCUGACAUCUCUGAGGAAGAUCUACAAUAUUGUGGUGCAGGUGUGUGCAUUGAUAUCAAUGUAAACUCCACGACCAAAAGACCAGCACAAGAAUUGGUCUGGACACUAGUCGGCUGCUAUAUUGGGGUGGGUGUGCUGGCCAUGAUCAUAGUGGCAGUAUUUCUGGAUAACAUAGACAGAGAUCAGGCCCAGGAGUUCCGAGGGAACAGAGAACCAUUCUGGAGCACCUUCCUGGCCACGUUUACACUCCUGAAAGACAAGAGACUCAUCAUUCUCAUCCCUUUGUCCAUGUACAGUGGCUUUGAGCAGAGUUUCCUCUCCGGUGAAUACACAAAGAACUAUGUGACCUGUUCAUUAGGAAUCCAUUACGUUGGAUAUGCAAUGAUAUGUUUUGGAGCCACAAAUUCGUUAUGUUCCUUUAUGUUUGGGAGGUUGGCAGAAUACACUGGAAGAGCCCCACUGUUUUGCUUUGCUGCGGCAAACAACUUUGCCUGUAUCAUGGCCCUGUUGUUCUGGAGGCCUCACCCAGACCAGCUGCCAGUGUUCUUUGUGUUUCCUGCUCUCUGGGGCAUGGCAGAUGCGGUAUGGCAGGCACAAACCAACUCGCUGUAUGGGGUUCUCUUCCCCAGACAAAAAGAGGCAGCGUUUGCUAACUGCUGUAUGUGGGAGUCCCUGGGGUUCGUGAUAGCCUUUGCCUACAGUACCUUCAUCUGUCUAGACACCAAGAUCUACAUCCUCCUUGGAGUUCUGAUCCUCUCCACGGUUACCUGUUUGUGGGCAGAGUACCAAGAACACAACAAUCCUACACUUCCGGUGGAGGAAGGAGUAUAUGACAAAGACUAUAAAAAGAACACAGACCAAUACACAGACUACUCAAAAAACAUACAUCAAAUCAUUACUCAGACCAGCUUGUAGACAAUGUGUAUUUGAUAUGUAGACUUAUGCAACAGGUGAGUCUAAUCCUGAACGCUGAUUGGUUAAAACCGCAUUCCAGCCGGUGUCUAUUCCACAAGUUACUACCAGCUAAAUCUAUGACGUUAAAAUAUCUUUUUACUCUGUUUCAUCUGACUGUGCAAUCCACUGUCUCAUCAGCCCAGCCAGGCAAUUUAAACUUGAUCUCCAAAAUAUGAAAAGCAU
Molecule: messenger RNA, 1683 nt
Organism: Oncorhynchus masou masou (cherry salmon)
Lineage: Eukaryota; Metazoa; Chordata; Actinopteri; Salmoniformes; Salmonidae
Product: protein unc-93 homolog A-like
Exons: 8
Coding region: 46-1461 (471 amino acids)
Source: RefSeq, a predicted model, not a curated record